AUGAGCAGUUCUGGAGACAGUUCCCCCGAUUGGUUGCGUUCUUUUCAGGUACCCACUCCUGAUUCGCCGGUGACACUGUCAUCUGAUUCUGAGUCUUUACGUGUUAGUCGUGGCUUUUCAGAUGAGGAUAGAAAAAGUCUUCAAAUAGAUGAUCAAACACCAUCUAGAAGGAAGAAAACGGGUACGCAGAAGAAGAAAAAUGGAAAGAGGGAGGAUAAGAAGAUUAAGCUUGACUCCGACACCGACACCGACAAGGAAACCAAGCACAAAGAACCCAUUCAUUCACUGUGGGAACUGUCAUCAGAUUCCGAGUCAUACCGUGAUCAUAUUCCGAAAACUGAAGAUCACAUUGAUCAGGUGGAAACUUCUAAGCCCCAAAUAUCUCCACCUCCUGGUGAAGUAGAAUGUGGGGAUGGACUUCAUGACAAAGAUGGAAAGUCUCCAUCCAAAAAGGUUUCAAAAGCAAAGACGUCACAAAAAAAAAUAAUGGGCACACCAGUAAAAGGGAAGAAAACAAAGGUUAAUGUUAAUGGGAAAGGUGAUGAUGGAGAUGUAGAGGUUAAAGAGGAAGAAACUGUUGAAAAGCAUGUUGGACCAAAUGUUUCCUCCUCAAUGUUGCCUUUGAUGCUUUCUGAGAAAGUUCACCGUACAAAGGCUCUAAUUGAGUGUCAAGGUGACUCCAUAGAUUUGAGUGGUGAUAUGGGAGCUGUAGGGCGGAUUAUUAUCUCAGAUUCCCAUUCCGGGGAUCCGGAAAUGUGCUUAGAUUUGAAAGGAACAGUCUACAAAACAUCUAUAGUUCCUUGCCGGACGUUUUGCGUUGUAAGCUUUGGGCAGUCGGAGGCAAAGAUAGAGGCCAUCAUGAAUGACUUUGUACAGCUGAAUCCACCGUCUGAUGUUUAUGAAGCCGAAACUAUGGUUGAAGGGACAUUGGAUGGUUUUUCCUUUGAUUCUGAUGAGGAAGCUGGCAAGAAUCAGAAAACCACCCACCCAUCUGAUCAAAACGAGCACGCCGAGGAACAGACACCUGGUAAAUCUAAACGGAAGGCAGACAAAACAUCAGGUGCUGAAAAGAAAAGAGGUAGAAGUACUGGUGGAAAAUCACAGUCAAAGAUAUCCAAGAAAAAAGCUCCAAGUUCCAAGAGAGCAAGGACUAAGAAAUGA
Messenger RNA from Lathyrus sativus (Indian pea), 1161 nucleotides. The record is from the annotation of a GenBank genome assembly. Lineage: Eukaryota; Viridiplantae; Streptophyta; Magnoliopsida; Fabales; Fabaceae.